AGACAGUGCGCGACCGUUGAUGAAGCGAUAUCAUUACCUUGUUAAAAGAAAAAUUUGUUGAAAUGGAUUUUCUAGUGUUUACUAUAAUUGCACUGUUUCUGUACGGAAUUCACAAAUUUGUGACGCUUAACAAUGACUAUUUCCGAAAGCGAGGUGUUGCCCACAUGAAACCAACAUUUUUAUUCGGGAAUAUGAUUCCAUUUCUGUUUCGUCGACAGUGGUUUAAAUUUGCAAAGACAAUGUACACGGCCUUUCCUCGCCAGAAAAUUAUCGGAAUGUUCGACAUGCGCCAACCGUUUUUCUGUGUACGUGAUCCAGAUGUGCUGAAGCAAUUGGCCGUUAAAGAUUUUGAUCAUUUUGAGGACCAUCGAAUGUUUGUGGAUGAAAAUGUCGACGCUUUGUUCGGAAACAGUUUGAUUUGUCUGAGAGGCAUGAAAUGGAGAGAUAUGAGAGCCACGCUGUCGCCAGCAUUUUCCGGCAGCAAAAUGAGACAAAUGUUCGAAUUGGUUGCGGAAUGUGCUGAUGAAACAUCGUUUACAAUUAAAGAGAAUGUUUUGUUGGCCGGUGGUCACAUUGACUGUGAAAUGAAAGAUUUAUUCAGCAGAAUGACCAAUGACGUAAUCUCAUCCACAGCAUUCGGACAUAAAAUCAAUUCAUUUGCAGAUCCGACGAAUGACUUCUACUUGGCUGGGAAACAGUUUAUGAAAUUUAGCUCACCAUUGGCUGGUGUAAAGUUCCUAGUAAUGUUACUGUUGCCGAAGGUCGCAGCUUUCUUAGACAUUAACUUCUCCAAUUCCAAAGUGAUGAAUUUUUUCCGGUCGAUGGUUUUGAGGAACAUGGAAUGUCGAACGAAGCAGGGACUGUUCCGGCCAGACAUGAUCAACAUUUUGAUGAACGUUAGACGAGGAAAAGCUAACGAGGUGCAAUCAGCCGAAGAAACCAAUGCUGAAGGCUUUGCUACGACAGUAGAGUCGACAAUCGGAAAGAAAAUCGUCAAAAGAGUGUGGACAGAUGAUGAACUUGCAGCGCAGUGUUUCCUAUUUUUUCUUGCUGGUUUCGAUACCAGCUCAUCGAUGUUGUCUUUCCUAAGCCAUGAGCUGACUAUGAAUCCAGACAUUCAACAGAAACUGUACGAUGAAGUACGACAAACAUUCGACAAUUUGAACGGACAACGACUAACGUAUGACGCGUUACAAAAGAUGAAGUACAUGGAUGCAUGUAUAUCCGAAGGGUUAAGACAUUGGCCACCCGCAGCAACAACAGAUCGAAGGUGUGUCAAAGACUAUGACUAUGACGAUGGACAAGUUAACUUCAAGAUAACGAAGGGACAGUAUUUUGUUAUUCCAAUUUACGGUCUCCAUCAUGACGAAAAGUACUGGCCGAAUCCUUAUGUUUUCGAUCCUGAACGAUUCAGCGAGGAAAACCGGCAUACCGUUAACACUGGUGCAUACAUUCCAUUCGGACUAGGGCCUAGAAAUUGCAUAGGAUCCCGAUUUGCACUGAUGGAAGUAAAGGCGAUUGUCUUCUAUGUGCUUUUAAACUUUAAGUUGGAACCGAACGAGCAGACACAAGUUCAACUCAAACUGUUGAAAACGCCGUUCUCUUUGAGAGCAGAAAAAGGUGUAAACGUACGGCUAAAGCUAAGGAAAUGACGGGAAAAAAAUCAAA
This is a messenger RNA of Bradysia coprophila, 1668 nucleotides long. Its product is annotated as putative cytochrome P450 9f2. Lineage: Eukaryota; Metazoa; Arthropoda; Insecta; Diptera; Sciaridae. The record is from RefSeq and is a predicted model, not a curated record. Gene Ontology annotation, molecular function: monooxygenase activity; iron ion binding; oxidoreductase activity, acting on paired donors, with incorporation or reduction of molecular oxygen.